AUGCUGGGGAGGAAGGAUGGCCUAGUGGUUGACACCAGCCUGCAGGUGGUCCUGAACUCCCUCAUCAAGGCCAUGGUGCCCCUGCUCCACAUCGCCCUACUGGUCCUCUUCAUGAUCAUCAUCUACGCCAUCGUUGGGCAGGACCUGUUCAAGGGAAAGUUGCACAAGACUUGCUACUACAUCGGGACAGGUCUGGAACAUAUCAUUGCCAAAGGGGAAAUGGAGAAGCCAUCCCCGUGCACCACCACCGGCCACGGGUAUCACUGCACCCUCAACGGCACUGAGUGCAGGAGUGGGUGGCCAGGGCCCAACAACGGCAUCCCCCAUUUUGAUAAUUUUGGCUUCGCCAUGCUGACUGUGUACCAGUGCAUCACCAUGGAGGGCUGGACGGAAGUCCUCUACUGGGUGAACGACGCCAUCGGGAACGAGUGGCCCUGGAUCUAUUUCGUCAGCCUCAUUCUGCAGGGCUCUUUCUUCGUUCUCAACCUGGUGCUGGGCGUGCUCAGCGGGGAGUUCACCAAGGAGUGUGAGAAGGCCAAGUCACGGGGCACGUUCCAGAAGCUGCGAGGAAAGCAGCAGCUGGAGGAGGAUCUGAAGGUCUACAUGGACUGGAUCACCCAUGCCGAAGUCAUGGACAGCCACCGGGCCAGGGAAGAAGGGAUGCUGCCAUCAGAGGAAGGGGGUUCAGAGACCGAGAGCCUGUAUGAAAUUGAGGGCAUGAACAAAUGGAUUCUCUUCUUCCGGCAGUGGAGGCGAUGGAACCGCCUGUUCCGCAGGAAGUGCCGCGAGGUGGUGAAGUCCAAGUUUUUCUAUUGUCUGGUGAUCCUGCUCAUCUCUCUGAAUACCCUGUCAAUCGCCUCCGAGCAUCACUGGCAGCCCGAGUGGCUGACUCGUGUGCAAGACAGUGCCAACCGGGUGCUGCUGGCUCUCUUUGCGGCCGAGAUGCUGCUGAAGAUGUAUGCGCUGGGCCUGCGCCAGUACUUCAUGUCCCUCUUCAACGGCUUCGACUGCUUCGUGGUGUGCGUCGGCAUCCUGGAGAUUAUCCUGGUGGAGAUCAACGUCAUGUCACCCCUGGGCAUCUCCAUCCUGCGGUGCAUUCGCCUGCUGAGGAUCUUCAAGAUAACCAGAUAUCUGCUCAAUGUCUUCCUGGCCAUCGCUGUGGACAAUCUGGCCUAG
Malaclemys terrapin pileata is the source of this 1176-nucleotide messenger RNA. RefSeq names its product voltage-dependent L-type calcium channel subunit alpha-1S-like. Gene Ontology annotation, molecular function: high voltage-gated calcium channel activity. The record is from RefSeq and is a predicted model, not a curated record. The transcript has 9 exons. Gene Ontology annotation, cellular component: membrane; voltage-gated calcium channel complex. Lineage: Eukaryota; Metazoa; Chordata; Testudines; Emydidae. Gene Ontology annotation, biological process: calcium ion import across plasma membrane. The coding region runs from base 1 to 1176 and encodes 391 amino acids.